Messenger RNA from Acanthisitta chloris (rifleman), 546 nucleotides. It is a transcript of the gene APRT, whose product is annotated as adenine phosphoribosyltransferase. NCBI's taxonomy places the organism in Eukaryota, Metazoa, Chordata, Aves, Passeriformes, Acanthisittidae. Gene Ontology annotation, biological process: AMP salvage; adenine salvage. The transcript has 4 exons. Gene Ontology annotation, molecular function: adenine binding; AMP binding; adenine phosphoribosyltransferase activity. Gene Ontology annotation, cellular component: cytoplasm. The annotation marks the transcript as partial. The record is from RefSeq and is a predicted model, not a curated record.
CAGCAAGCAGGAGCCUUCCCUGGCCUAAAAAGCUCAGCUGAACAGAGCAGCCCCUGGAGGUCCCUCACUCCCCUCUCUCCUUGCAGUGAUAUCAGCCCCUUGCUGAAGGAUCCUGUAGCCUUCAGGACUUUGAUUGAUCUUCUGGAGGAUCAUUUGAGGGCAUCUUUCCCCAAAAUCGACUUCAUUGCAGGCCUGGACUCCCGUGGAUUCCUCAUUGGGCCUCCCUUGGCCCAGAGGUUGGGGAUUGGCUUCGUGCCCAUACGGAAAAAGGGGAAACUCCCUGGGCCGACUGAGUCCAUCUCCUACGCCCUGGAGUAUGGCAAGGCUGAACUGGAAAUCCAGAGUGAUGCUGUGGAACCAGGACAGAAAGUGGUGAUUGUGGAUGACUUGCUGGCAACUGGAGGUACCAUGUGUGCAGCCUGUGAACUGCUGAAGAGGCUGAAGGCUGAAAUCCUGGAGUGCCUGGUGAUCAUUGAGUUAAAAUCCCUGAAAGGAUCAGAAAAGCUCAAUUCCAUCCCUUUCUACUCCCUGCUGCAGUAUGACUGA